GCAAUCUUACUGAUCGCCGAGCUGAAAAAAACAUGCACCGCCGAGAUUUUAAUUGAAAAAGUACGAAUUACCGGGAAAAAUGUAUGACCGUCAAACUUUAUAAAUCAAUCGCGUGUGUAUACUGUGUGUACCCGUGUGUACGUUUGUGCAGACUUUGCGUACACCCACAUCAUAACAAUAUAGGCCUACAAAGUGUGCGAUCACGCGCGUGACACAUCUCCAUGAUCGUUGGUUAACAGCGAGCCAAUUUUUCAUUCAAUUCCAUAUCAUAACAUAUUUUACCGAUGUAAUUGCAUUGGUACUCUCCCACGUAUUGUAACCUUGUAUCGUUGUGUAUGUUCGUGUGCAUGUAUAAUGCAUACAAGUAAAAAAAGAAAUUCAUAAUAAUAGGUACUAGCAGUCAUCGACUCACGAGUGCAGCAACAACAUCGUGCGUGCAGUCGGUCGCGGCGCGUGUAUUAUGUACGAAUCCUUCUUAUUUUUUACUGUAUAAUCACGCAAAGAAGAAGUGCUGCUGCAGCAGUAGCAGCAUUAGCAGCUAAUUGUAUCUGUGUGAGUGUGCUGAGUUUCUGGUUGGGAUUCGUCUGCUUGAAAAUAGGAUCCCGAAGAGAGCGUGUACACAAACAUUUGUGACUUGUGUAUACCUAUAAGCAUAAUACUGUCUCUCGUGUAUAGAUGCACAAGUAUUGCGGUUAAUUCCGGAUUAAACCAAGCUGAUUUCUUUUUCGUUCAUCAAAAUUAACACAUGGAAAAGUGUCAAAUAGCACCUGAUUAUAAAAUCAGCCCGGAGACAAAGCUUGUUGAGUUUUAAGAACAUUUUUUGAGAAUUUUACGUCGAAAAUCAAAGUUAUUACCAUGGUCGAGAGUUUGAUCAACGAGUGGUUGUCAGAUUGCAAAGGGAUUUCUGCUCUCGAGCUUUCCACGUUUGCAAAUAAUCUCGAUCAGGAUGAGGAGAUUGUUCAAGCACUCUAUGGAUUAUUUGAGGAGAGGUCAAAACAUUCACAGUUGUUGGAAGCAGCAUGUGAUCAACUUUUUGAUUUCUACAGAUCUAGGGAAAUAAAAUUGCAAAGAUUUACAUUGCAGUUUAUACCUACUCUUAUUUAUAUUUAUUUAAAUGCAGCAGCUCAUGGUGAUAUCAAGAACUGUCGCACUGUUGAAACUUUAUUACUUGGAAUCUACAAUUUAGAAUUAGUUGAUAAGAAUGGGGAACCCAAAGCAGUAACUUUUCGUUUACCGUCUUUAGCAAUGAUGUCAAUUUAUCAUGAGCCUUCCAGUUUAGCUCCAGCAUCACUUACUGAAAGUGCUGUAAGAAGAUUCGAAGAAUGUAAUUCUAGAUUUGUCAGUUGGGGCCCUUUAAAGUACGUGGAAACGUUAAAUGCCCAAAAUAGAUUGAAAGUCAUGACAGCAUUAUUAUUUAUAUUCAAUCAGCAGUUAGGUUUUUUUAACAAAUCAGUUUUAGAGCAAUCUUGUAAAGUAGCUUCACAGCUGGUCACACAAGGGUUUAUGAACUUAGGUCAUCCUCAACGCACUUCCUAUGGUGGUACAGAUUCUAGUUUUGUUCCAAAGCUUUUACCAAGGAUACCAGUGAAUAACCAAUUUCUUUUAGAAAUACUUCACACUAUUUAUUUUUCCAUGUAUAAUAAUUGUUGGUAUGCAGGAGUUCAAUCUGCUGAUGAUAUCCAUCAUCGAGGCUGUUAUGAAACAUAUCCAGAUGUUAUGCUUGUAACGAAUGCUAUUCGUAAUUCCAGUAGCUCAGGUCCUCCCAGUCAAACUGCAGAAGGUGCGAGCGGUAUAAGUGUUUCAUCUACUUCUACUUCGUCGGUUAUGAAAUCUAUGAUCACGAACGCUUCGUUCCGUGCUAAAAAGUUACCAGAUGAUAUUCCGAUUCAAGAUCAGCAAGGCCAAACUUCAUCGCAGCCAUCAGCGCAGCACCCGUCGUCGGCCGAAAAGGCGAAAGUCGAAAAGACAGCGAGCAUCACCAGCUCAAAAGUCGAGAAGCUCACGAGCAGUAUAAAAAAUUUGGACAUCAAAGGCUCAAAGUCGGAGAGUGGUAGUAAAAGCGAAAAAAGCGCGAAAACGGACGGCAGCAAAGUAGACAAGGGUGCAAAAAUCGAAGGAGAUAGUAAAAAGGAGAAAAAUGUCAAAGCGGAAGGCAGCAAAGCAGACAAAAAUACCAAAACGGAUGGCAGUAAGUCGGAAAAAAAUUCAAAAUCGGAGCAGUAAGACGAAAAAAAAAAUGCGUAUGUAACGUAAGGGAAACUCGAACCCAAAGUCAGACGAUGUCCCAAAAAAUCUCUCUAAGAACUAAUUUAAUGUUUACAAAGUCUCAACUGUUGAGCGAUUGUUUUUUGUUUACUUUGUUCCGAGAUAAAUCGUCUUUAUUUAUGUAAAAAAGUUUUGCCAUUGAAUCAGCUGAUUAGCAAAAGAAACAUAAUGAUGCGACACGCAAAUUCGAGCGAUUCUCAUUUUAAUGCUUGUAUAUAAUAUAACUUGUCUAAUACAAUCAAUGAGCAUUUAACGCUUCGAAAUGUAUAUUUUGUCAGUGCAUACGCGCUUACUAGCUUGUUAAUAUUGUUUUAUUCAAUUUUUUUAUUGAAUUACAGAGAAAUAUUAUUGUUGAUUUAUGCAUGUGGUGUAUAUUGCAACACGAUGUUAUUGUAUACUUCAUUGACAAAUUUUUAUAAAAAGAAAAACGAAUGAUGUUACGAACACAUAUACAUAUAUUUUUUGAAUAG
Molecule: messenger RNA, 2735 nt
Organism: Trichogramma pretiosum
Lineage: Eukaryota; Metazoa; Arthropoda; Insecta; Hymenoptera; Trichogrammatidae
Gene: Hyccin
Product: hyccin
Exons: 8
Coding region: 856-2223 (455 amino acids)
Biological process (GO): phosphatidylinositol phosphate biosynthetic process; protein localization to plasma membrane
Cellular component (GO): plasma membrane
Source: RefSeq, a predicted model, not a curated record